AUGGAGCCUCGAAGAAAGAGACCAAGACUUGAGCUUGACCUUCACAAUCAAUCCGAGGAUGACGAUGACGAACUUAACUACGAUCCUGAGGAAAUAUCCCGGAAACGAGACCCAGGUUUUCGCCUCGCCCAAUCUCGCGCAACUGCAGCUUUUCGCUUGAAGUCAACCUUCGAAAGUAUCUUUGAGAAGUAUGAGCGCGACUUCUCGGGUGUCGGCGAUGAGAUCGACCUUCGCACUGGGGAAAUCGUCGUGGACAAUGGCCAUCUGCAGAAAAUGCGGAAUGAGAAAGAUGUAGGUUUAGACCUGACCGAAGCUGGAAUAGAAAUGUCUGGGAGCUCCGCCUCCACCACUGCCGGCGGAGCCGUUGACGGUGCCACCGUCCGUUCAGCGCAAGGACAAAACAACCGUCAAAGUCCUCGAUACGAAACGAGCGAGGAUGAAGAUCGCAUACUUGGGGGAGACAAGACUACGGGGACCCAUGAAGGAAUAAUCAAUGGCCCAAUGGCCCUUGUGCCAUACGCUUCAAACCACCGGCCAGCACACCUCCACACUCCGUCAAAUGCCUCCCUCUACCCAUCCCCCGUCCGCCUCGGCUCGCAACCAUAUUUCGGUGCCUCCCCGCUUUUCUUCAAUUCCUGGUCUCCCUCCGGCGCAGGAGAUCCCAUAUGGAAUGCUCCACAGAUUGAAGUCCCAAGAUUUAGGAGCUCCUUCGCCACGAGCUUAUAUGCCAACCGUUAUCAGCUUCCCGCCCGUGAAGGCUCACGUUCUAUUUGGGCACCCCGGUCUAAAAAGGAUGAUGACGAGGAGGAAUUGGAUCCGUUACCGAAGCUACGGGUGAGGCCAUCACCUCCCACGAGGAGAGUUCCAGCCAGACCUGUGAUGGCCAAGCUGAUCCGCGCCCAUCCGGAAUCUGGUGGAGACUCCGGUGAUGAGGAGUGUAUUUUGAUGGGCUCAAAAAUAGAUCCAACUCCAGCCCCCGAGGAUGGGCCAAAAAGGGGCGUUAACCGUGGCGAUAUUGUGUCUUUGAGCAACGGUAGGCAAACCAGCGUGGAACACAAUGAGAUGAUCGGUACCACUGCGCAGCCAGUUACUCAGACCCAGAGCGAUAAAAUAGCUGAAAGGGGAGGGGGCGAAUUAACUCCGCGAACGAAACUGCCCCCGCCCGGGAAAGACCGUACCAGACGAGCGAAGAUUCACCAAUUAAUGCCCGCCCGUGAAUCCGGGCUUAAAUCCAGAAGGUCAAGCAGGGAGACCGUUUCGCCCGGCAAGGAGGCAGCGUCGACAGCUACGGCGACAACCAUGCGAUCUGCCGCGGUGGCCCAAGGAGCUAUCUUGGCUCCUCCCGAUAAUGAGAAACGUCGCUGGUCGAACAGCGUCGUCGUCGAGCUUUCUUCUAGCCAUCUGUUUGAUGACAGUUAUUACCUUGACCUUUCAAACAUGUCGGACGACUCCCGCAACCCCCCUCCAUCCUCUCGACUCUCAGUUGAGUGCGAUACUGGAGAUUCUCAAAACGACGCCCUUUCCGCACCUAAGAAGGUUAUUCCGGAUUCACAGACGUCAGACAGCUCUAUUACGGAACCCCUUGAGCACAUUCCCGAUACCGUAGUCGCGUCUUUGCCCAUGUGCUCGAGCGCAAAUGACACUCACCAGCAGCUUGCUCGCAAUGCCUAUGACUUGUCUGAUGAGGAGCAGGGGUUUGUUUCCAACUCUGCAGCAUCUGGGAGACAUUUGCCCAGCGCAAAGGAAUGUUCCAGUUCGCUCCCGUCUAGUUCGCAUAAGCCAGUCGACCGCGGCCGACUCGACGAGGUCCGUAUUGCAGGAAAAUGGCAGGGUGAGACCGCAGUACCUUCUAUGAAGAACGUACCAACAGAUUCAUCACCCGCAGCGUUGUUCUCCCCAAUCAAGACGAGGUUUGCACGAGCAAGAGCACGUUCAGUCACCAAAUCCUCGAAGAAAAUGGGUCCUUCAGCCCUCGAUGUCGAUGUAUCAGCCGCCUCCACUACGAGCCUCAAACGCGCCCCCAAACCCUUGCCUUUGACGAACAUAACGCCGUCCUCGGGUGAGAGGCCUUCGUCUUCGCAUGCGCUGCCGCUGCAAUUUGCCCCACCUCAAAGUGAGGCUCCGCGGUCAUCCACCCAUGGGCUCGGCAUAGAAUCGCAGCCCUCGGAUGGGACGGAGAAUACAGUCGAGUCUACGGAUAUAGUACCGUCGCAUUCAGACCACGGUAGCCCUAGCCCGCAGUCGUCGCGAGAACCACCAUGUUUGGGGGGAAAUCGCCAGCACGCAUCCGACGAUGGCGUUUCAGAGCCCUCCACUGAGGUUGACACGAGCAGGUCCGCUCAGAUGAUGCCAAAAGACAGCGACAGGACCGCCUCAGUCGGUCCCGAAUCUAAGGACGCGGCCAAAUUAGACUCUUCCAAACCCAUCAGAAGCGGAAUUCAGGCAAUUCGCCAGGACACCAGGCUAAAAUGCGUCACUGCACACAGGAGCACCAAGAAGCUGGGCAGAAAACCCUCCACUCACCAGAGGAAUGGGGCCGUGGAUCAUAUCAGCCAGGCCGAAUCCUCUCUUUCCCUCCAAACCGGGAAACCCAUGGCUGGGUCCUGCGACGAAAAGCCCAUCCGGCAACAACCGCCGCGCCAUCUAAGCCCGACAGCUACGCCGAAGUCAAAAAUGCUUUUGAACGAUACUACACCCAAAUCACAUCCGUCAACCGGCCACCGGUCUCUUACUUCUCUCAUACCCGAAGCUGGUAAUGCUUUCUCGCCCAAUGACUCUGAAGACGAACUCACCCUUAGUUCGAGCGCUUUCCGGACCAUCUUCGGCCGGCCCAUUUCCUCGAAAAGCUCGAUCACAGAUACAGCUCGAGUUCGGUAA
This is a messenger RNA of Scedosporium apiospermum, 2877 nucleotides long. RefSeq lists its product as uncharacterized. Gene Ontology annotation, cellular component: nucleus. The transcript is spliced from 2 exons. The record is from RefSeq and is a predicted model, not a curated record. Bases 1 to 2877 code for a protein of 958 amino acids. NCBI's taxonomy places the organism in Eukaryota, Fungi, Ascomycota, Sordariomycetes, Microascales, Microascaceae. Gene Ontology annotation, molecular function: histone binding; protein heterodimerization activity.